Caenorhabditis bovis is the source of this 2019-nucleotide messenger RNA. The record is from the annotation of a GenBank genome assembly. NCBI's taxonomy places the organism in Eukaryota, Metazoa, Nematoda, Chromadorea, Rhabditida, Rhabditidae.
AUGAAUACCUAUAUCGCCACGAUUGAUUUGGCGAAGUUGGACAAAGAAAAUCUCGAAACGGUUCGCGAAUUUGCCAGUUUCCUGACAACAUUUCUUACAAAAUGGUCAAAUAGCCUUGAGUCGAAUCAAAAACUGUACAAAGGAAUUCAUAGCGGAUUCACUUUGGCCCUUGAUAUGAUCCGCCGAUUCACAUUCGUCGAUGACGCGAAACUGUUAAAAACAUGCCUCGAUUAUUGGAUCUAUUUGAGCGCUAGAGUUUUUCGAGAAUGCCGAUGCAUGGACAGCGACGCGGCGAAAGACAAAUCCCACGAUAUUUACAUGAUCCAUUUGGUUGAUUUGAAACAAAAACUACCAAGUAGACUCGAAGACGUGGACACAAUUUUGAUUCUCGACAAAAAUGAGAAUGGCGAUGAGGUAUAUGUAAAAGUUAUGAAGGACUGCGAAGAGCUGAAGCCAUUAGUCGAGGAGGUUUUGCAAUGUCUCGCCCAUGCCGAUUGUGAUUCGAGGUCAAUGAUUUGGGCUGCAGACAAUGAUAUUAAUAAGCUUCCUCCGAUUGGGGUUGAAUCGAAACUCGAGAAGAUUUUCGGCACGAAAUUAUCGCUCGAAUUUUGUGAAUUUGUUUUGACCGAGGGAAUUGAGAAUAUUGUCGAUAUUCCACAAUCAAUGGCGACAGCUGUCGCAGCUAACAGUGCGCGAUUGCCACCCGCGUCGCUCCCAGAAAAAACUCUGGUUAAUGAAACUACAACUCCCGAAAUCAAUGCCGCCAGCUUGUCAGCGAUUCAGGAAAUAGCGAAAUGCUUCUCAUUUGUGCCAAAUAUCGAUGGAAGCCAUCAUGUUGAGCCAUCAUCGAGCCAACAAUACUUGCCAGCUGUGAGCAUCCCGGGCGAUCUGUCGAGAAGCGAGAACAGCGAAUUGGUGUGCCUUCAAAAUAUUUUAAUGAGAAUCGAGCCAAUUGCAGCAAACCAAUGGAUUGUCGAACGCUGCGAGAGCCAAUUGGAUGUUGAAUGCGGAGAAAUACCGGAAGCGGUAUCGGUAUAUGAGAAACCAAAAGAAACGAAAUGGUAUUGUUUAGAAAGCCCGAGAAUCCCACAACGAAUGUUGCUUCAUACGGGAAUGUUGCAAUUAAUGGAUAGAGUUGAGAAUUUCAGUCCCGGCUAUGGUUUUUUAAAUCCAAUGGACAUUCGGAUGGUUCCACCAACGGGAUUCUCCUUUAACUCGCUAUUAACAACAAAAUCUGAAAAUCGAGGAGCAUGCCCACAACAGGAAAGAUAUCAUCGAGUUCCGACGCCACAGUCGCGGCAAACUUAUUCAAGUUUGCAGCCGUCUUCACUGCCGUCUUUUCAAUGGCCAACAAAUACUCCAGUGGAUCAACAAAAUCCGUUUUCGUUUUUGAAUGGACCUGUUCAAACCGCUGCCAAUCAACAAGAGCCAAUGAAUUUGGUCGAUAAGUUGUCGUCUCAACAAGUGACGGAAAUUCUAAACAGCUUGAUGAAGGAAAAUUCUGCCCAACAAGAAUUAUUUCGGGCGAUGGAGAACAAUGCGAAGAAGACGAGCGUUCUAUCGAAUGGAAAUGUGACUUUGACGGAGUUAGGAAUCGUUCAAAGAGCCACCGAUGGUGUUGCUCAGUUCUCGCCGAAUCUGCCGAUUAGCACUCCAACCAAUAACAAUUCGAAUGAUAUCGAUAGAAAUCGAGGUUUGCAAAAUGUUGGAUUAAUGAACGAUAAAGGUUUCGUCGAAUUUGGAACAUCGCCGAGAGCGGCAGCGAAAAGGAGAAUUGAAGAGACGGAAAGGGCAAGAGGCAAAGUUCCGAGAACGAAUGACGAUUAUCAAAAAUCUGCGCAAACCUUGAUUCCAGGCAAUCCGCCUCCGAUGCAGAUGUUUAAUUUUGCUGAUUUAUGUCAGCUUCUAACACAAUCGAAUCAAAACGCAAGCGAUAAUAAUUCGCAUAAGGAGACAUUGUCGAGCAAAAAUGAUUUGAGUUCGAAUGGCAGUGAUAAGCCAGACAAUGCUGGUUGCUGA